Messenger RNA from Perkinsus marinus ATCC 50983, 759 nucleotides. RefSeq lists its product as hypothetical. The transcript has 6 exons. The record is from RefSeq and is a predicted model, not a curated record. The coding region runs from base 1 to 759 and encodes 252 amino acids. NCBI's taxonomy places the organism in Eukaryota, Perkinsozoa, Perkinsida, Perkinsidae.
AUGCUUGCUCCAACAGUCACGUCUGUCAGCGAGGCUUCGGUGCCUCUGGUUAGGCGAAACGCGCUUAUCGCGAUCUGCUUCGACACACCUGGCAAAACGUCGAUGACCAGCGGCUGCCAGUCUUCACGCGCCCCCACUCGAGCGCCAAGAAGUCGGACAGUGGCAGUUGAAGCGAGCCGAGCUACUCCUACUCGACCACCACCUCGGAAGGCUCCUCCGACGUGUAUUGUUGCUCACAAUAAGCCUGAUCGAUUAGUGACUUAUCGUCGUGGCCAACUGGUGCAAGCGUUCAUAUCGCAAAUACCAGAGAACGACUACGACCCCGAUAUGGGAUGGAUGAUGGUUGGCAGUCGUGUCGAAGCGCAGGUGUCACCACGUCUUGGCAUGACAGACGGCUGGGUGGACGCUACUAUUGUUGAUGAUUUUGAUAAAAGCCAGUACCACGCUGAAUUGAGGGAAACCUGGCCGGUGGUUGAGUACACCCACACACUUUGGGGGGAUGGUCGAGGGGCUAUGCUGGAUGGCAACAAGGCUUAUAACCUUCGACAGUCAAUGAGGAUGGAGCACAUCAGAUUGGCGACCUCGGAGCGCCGAACGCCUAGUCUUAGCCUGUUGAUCGUUCGUUAUGGUGAUGGCAGUCGAAGGGUUGAUACUAGGUUCGAUAUGGCAGUUACUGAUGAGCUUAUUACUGAUCUCAUGCGAGAGGGUAUUUACGCUACAAGCGUGGGCGCGAUCUACUCUGACGAGGUCGGGGUGUAA